AUGCAGCAAAAGAUCGUGAUCAAGGUGAGCAUGCCGUGCGGGAAGUGCCGGUCCAAGGUCAUGGCGCUGGUGGCGGCGGCGUCCGGUGUGAACUCGGUGCGGGUCGCCGGCGACGGCACGGACCGGCUGGAGGUGGUCGGCGACGGCGUCGACCCGGUCUGCAUCGCCAACCGCAUCCGCAGGAAGAUCGGCUACGCCGAGAUCGUGCAGGUGGAGGAGGUGAAAGAGAAGAAGUCGGUUCCCCCCAUGCCCGUGCCGGCCAUGCCAUUGCCGCCGGAGCUGUGCUACGGCUACCCUCUUCCCUGCUACCAGCACCACCACCCGCCGCCGCCGGUGUAUGUCUACGGCGAGCAGCCGGGGGGCAGCUGCCCAAUCAUGUAA
Molecule: messenger RNA, 381 nt
Organism: Oryza brachyantha (malo sina)
Lineage: Eukaryota; Viridiplantae; Streptophyta; Magnoliopsida; Poales; Poaceae
Product: heavy metal-associated isoprenylated plant protein 47-like
Exons: 1
Coding region: 1-381 (126 amino acids)
Molecular function (GO): metal ion binding
Source: RefSeq, a predicted model, not a curated record